This is a messenger RNA of Desarmillaria tabescens, 1258 nucleotides long. RefSeq lists its product as uncharacterized. The transcript has 4 exons. NCBI's taxonomy places the organism in Eukaryota, Fungi, Basidiomycota, Agaricomycetes, Agaricales, Physalacriaceae. Gene Ontology annotation, molecular function: protein binding. The record is from RefSeq and is a predicted model, not a curated record. The coding region runs from base 57 to 1142 and encodes 361 amino acids.
CUUGUCCUAUUACUUCCAUCGUGCUCACCACGAGAGACAGCGAGCAGCGAGUGAACAUGUCGGAUCCCUGUGCCUCCUCUUCAACUUCGUCAAAUCCGGGCGUCUCAAAGAUCGUGGACCCAGACACAGGCGUCGAGCUGUACCGGCACACUGAUUUGUGGUUCGACGAUGGCAGCGUUGUCUGUCGCGCAGAGGACACGCUGUUCCGAGUGCACAUGUCGCAGCUCGCUCGCCACUCAGUAUGCUUCCGGGAUAUGUUCUCACUGGCGUCGUCGACUCGACAUCCACAGCCCGGGAGCCUCGACGAGAUAGAGGGAUGCCCAGUCGUCUUUCUGCAUGACAAGGCCGAGGACCUGGCUAACCUUCUCGUCGCACUGUACGACGGCCCGAACUUUGGCGAUAACGGACAGGAUGACUUUCAAAGAGUAUCAGGCAUCCUACGACUUUCGACAAAGUAUAUUAUCGAUUCCCUGCGGGAGAAGGCGCUGGCGCAUCUGAGGAUCGCCUGGCCUUCGACUUUGAAAGGCUGGGAUUGCCGUGAAGACCUGGCGCGGUUGUAUGAAAUGCAGACAUCAAAUGGCUCCCAUCUUUAUCCUUCACCAAUUGCUAUAAUAAACCUCGCACGCGAAGUAGAUGCUCCUUCCCUCCUCCCUCCGGCCUUCUACGACCUCUGUCGGUAUCCUUUUUGCCAAAUCUUUGAAACCUCCCCUAGUUCUUCUCAUCCGUCGACCCUCUCUCUCUCCGACACCCAGCGUCUCUGUCUCGGCAAGGAGAUCGCCCAGAACACUAUCACCACCCUUAUCCAAGCCAUGGGUACGAGCCAGUACAUUCGCACUCACAUUCGCAAGCCCUCCUCUGUCUGCGUUUCUGCUGCAGCAUGCCGUAAGGACUUCUCCGAACUCGUCGACCUCGCAACGCAGCAUUACCUCUUUGAUCGGGAGCGCGGCUUCUGUGACCCGUUGUAUGUCGCCGAAGAACUGGGGCAGCUGAAGAGCGCCGAGUUCUCCGAAUGCAAGCCAUGUGCAAGGUCACUGGAAGCGUGGGCAGCGAGAGAGAGGCAGAAGAUGUGGAAGAUGAUCCCCUUGUGGUUUCGCUUGCAGGAAUUUAAUCCGUCACCGGCUAUGUCUCCCAAUCAUGAUUGAGUUCAUUGCUAUGCUCUCUGUGUAAUAAUAUGUACUGACUAUCUAUACCUGUAUUUGCAUACCACUAAUAUGGGUGUAUCUGACUAAUCGUAUACUUCCAACUUUUACAUGAUAGG